AUGCAAGGGUUUCUGUCCAUUGGCGUGGCUUUUGCCAUCAUGACACAGGGCACUACUGCCGCUGCUAACAGUGCGAUCGCAUCAUGGUAUGGCGGCAACUUGAACGGAGGCAAUUGCCUGUUCUCCGGCUACACUCUCCCAUCAAGUGUUCUUGGUACUGCUCUGUCGUAUACCAACUACAACGGUAACUGCGGGACUUGUCUCAACGUCAAAGGCCCCAAGGGGAACACGAUCAAGGUGAUGGUUGUCGACAAGUGCCCGGAAGGCUGCAAAGCUGGCCAACUCGAUCUCUUCCCCGAUGCUUUCGCUAAGCUCGACAACCCGGACAAGGGUCUGAUCAACGUCCAGUGGGAACAGGUUCCUUGCGGGAUCACCACACCCCUGGUCGUGCGCAACAAGGAGGGCACGUCUAAGUGGUGGUUCUCCAUGCAAGUGAUGAACCACAACUACCCCGUCACCAAGUUCGAAGUCAGUGCCGACGGCGGCAAGACCUGGCAGAACACCGCUCGUCAAGACUACAACUACUGGCAAAAGAGCAGCGGCGAUGGCUUCGGCGUUGAUACUGUCAGUGUCCGUGUCACUUGUUCCAACAACAAACAGGUUGUCAUCAACAAUGUCGGCACUCAGGAAAAGGCCCAGUUCAAGGCUUCCGGCAAUUGCUAA
Molecule: messenger RNA, 663 nt
Organism: Colletotrichum karsti
Lineage: Eukaryota; Fungi; Ascomycota; Sordariomycetes; Glomerellales; Glomerellaceae
Product: extracellular cellulase
Exons: 3
Coding region: 1-663 (220 amino acids)
Source: RefSeq, a predicted model, not a curated record